Messenger RNA from Astyanax mexicanus (Mexican tetra), 647 nucleotides. It is a transcript of the gene mrps6, whose product is annotated as mitochondrial ribosomal protein S6. Gene Ontology annotation, biological process: translation. The coding region runs from base 185 to 541 and encodes 118 amino acids. Lineage: Eukaryota; Metazoa; Chordata; Actinopteri; Characiformes; Acestrorhamphidae. The transcript is spliced from 2 exons. Gene Ontology annotation, cellular component: mitochondrial small ribosomal subunit; ribosome. The record is from RefSeq and is a predicted model, not a curated record. Gene Ontology annotation, molecular function: structural constituent of ribosome; small ribosomal subunit rRNA binding.
UGAUUUUGGGUGAUUUGUAAAUCUGCGGUUUUUGGAAGUGGGCGGGGAAAUGUGCCCGUUUCUUCAGCACGCGUUAACCCGUAAUGGCUGCGUCCUGUUGCCCUUAGAGGAGCCCCGUUUUCUGUCCUCUGUGGAGAGUUCUGGUGAAUGAUUGACUGCCUGUUGAGGAGUUCUCGUGUGAGCGAUGCCGCGGUACGAGCUCUCCCUCAUCCUGAAGGCCAUGCAGCGGCCGGAGACGGCGGCGGCGCUGCGGCGCACGGUGGAGACCCUGGUGCAGAGGGGCGCCGUGGUGAGGGGGCUGGAGAACCUGGGGGAGAGGAGGCUGCCCUACAAGAUCUCCAAACACGACCAGCGACACUCACACGGAGGAUACUUCCUCAUAGACUUCCACUCCCCCCCGACCCUGGUCAAGGACUUACUGAACCAGCUGGAGAGAGACGUGGACGUUAUCCGGCCCACGGUGUUAAAGAAGGACCCCGUGGUUUCUCCGGGGCAGUGCUGCGGUCUAUCAGCCCCCCACACACACUCUUCUUCUACAUAAACACGACUGCGAGGAUGAAAGACGAAGACUAACCCGCCUGCUGGACUUCAGUUUAAUUGUCAGUGUGAAGAAUAUUAUUAUAAAUAAAUAAUUGCCUCUUUUUAAA